Mangifera indica (mango) is the source of this 2068-nucleotide messenger RNA. Its product is annotated as cationic amino acid transporter 1-like. NCBI's taxonomy places the organism in Eukaryota, Viridiplantae, Streptophyta, Magnoliopsida, Sapindales, Anacardiaceae. Gene Ontology annotation, biological process: amino acid transport; transmembrane transport. Gene Ontology annotation, molecular function: L-glutamate transmembrane transporter activity; L-lysine transmembrane transporter activity. The record is from RefSeq and is a predicted model, not a curated record. The transcript is spliced from 2 exons. Gene Ontology annotation, cellular component: plasma membrane. Bases 195 to 1934 code for a protein of 579 amino acids.
AAUUCUUUCAACUAUAAAACAAAACUCAAUAAAAUAUCAGACUAUAGCAUUGUAUAUAAAUAUGAGGGCUUAGCUUGGCCAAGCUGUUUCUCAUUCAUCCCCAUUCUUCGUUGGUUAUUAGUUCUGAUGAAUUUAAUGCAAGUCUCGUCGUCCCUCUUAUUAACAAAGAAAAAAAUUCCCGAUUUGAGUGGAGAAUGGUGAGUGAGAAUGGCCCCAAGAAGAGAGGAUGUGGAUGCAGCAAGCAAGAUUUCUUGCCAGAGGAAUCAUUCCAGAGCUGGGGAAACUAUCUAAAGGCCUUGUCCAGCACCAAAACAAGGCUUAAAGAUCGGCUCCUAGCGCGGUCUGAUGACAACCUUGAGCUACGCGAAAUGCGAGGUCGCAGUCAUAAUGAGAUGAAGAAAAGCCUCAACUGGUGGGAUCUCAUUUGGUUUGGCAUUGGUGCUGUGAUGGGUGCUGGCAUUUUUGUCCUCACUGGUGAAGCUGCUAGGAAUUAUGCAGGUCCUGCUGUCACUGUUUCUUAUCUUAUAUCAGGUUUAUCUGCAUUGCUAUCUGUCUUCUGUUACACUGAGUUUUCGGUUGAGUUGCCAGUGGCCGGAGGGUCAUUUGCCUAUCUGAGAGUGGAGCUUGGUGACUUUAUGGCUUACAUUGCUGCUGGAAACAUUCUGUUUGAGUAUGUAGUUGCCGGUGCUAGCGUGGCCAGGUCCUGGACUUCAUAUUUUGCUACCUUGUGCAACCACAAUCCCGACAGUUUCCGAUUAAAUAUGUCAUCUUUUGCUGCAGAUUACAGUCAUUUAGACCCAAUUGCAGUUAUUGUCUCAAUUGCUGUUUGUGUUGGCGCUUGUUUAAGCAUGAAAGGGGCAGCUCGAUUCAACUCCAUUGCCACUAUUAUUCAUCUCAUAAUCUUGCUUUUCAUCUUCAUCACUGGUCUUACACAAGCUAAUCCCGCCAAUUAUGGAAACUUUGCACCCAAUGGUGUUCGCGGUAUUCUAAAAGCUUCAGCUGCCCUCUUCUUCGCUUAUGUUGGGUUCGAUGGAGUUGCAACUCUGGGUGAGGAGAUUAAAAACCCCGGUAGAGAUAUCCCAAUUGGUCUAAUCGGUUCCAUGGUGAUAACCAUAUUAACUUAUUGCAUGCUUUCUGCAACAUUGUGCCUUAUGCAGCCUUUCAAUCAGAUUGAUGUUGACGCUCCCUUCACCAUUGCAUUUCAAGCUGCUGGCAUGAACUGGGCUAAGUACAUCGUUGCCUUGGGUGCAUUGAAGGGUAUGACCACUGUCUUGCUGGCUAACAUUGUUGGCCAAGCUCGGUACUUCACUCACAUCGGACGCACACAUUUGGCACCACCGAUUCUUGCAGUCAUCAAUGGGAAAACUGGGACACCAGUUAAUGCCACAGUUGUCAUGACCAUUGCAAACUCCAUAGUGGCAUUUUUCACUAGCUUAGAUGUAUUAUCAAACCUCCUUUCAAUUUCGACCUUGUUCAUCUUUACACUCGUCGCCAUUGCACUGCUAGUAAGGAGAUAUUAUGUUGCAGGCGAAACUUCCAAAUCUGACAGAUGUAAGCUCAUUGGUUUCCUGGCUCUGAUAAUAGGAGCUUCUAUUGCUUCAUCAGCUCUUUGGGCACUAAACCAAAAUGGGUGGAUUGGCUACACAGUAACAGUGCCAAUUUGGUUCUUGGCUACACUUGGCUUGCAACUUACAGUGAAGCAAGCAAGGAAACCAAAGUUGUGGGGAGUACCCUUACUUCCAUGGCCGCCAUCAGCUUGCAUUGCUGCAAAUAUUUUCAUCAUGGGUUCCAUCGAUGGCCCCUCAUUCAUGAGAUUCAUUAUCUGGACAUGUAUCUUAUUGGUUUACUACCUCUUCAUUGCACUUCAUGCAUCGUAUGAUGCAGCUAAAGAUACUAUGGAGGCAGCUGAUGCAUCUCUUGAAUCAAACAUUUGAAGGUUACCAAACAAUACAGUGCAGAAAAUAGGUUUCAUAAGUGCUUUCCUUUCUAUUUUUCCGUAUAUACGGGAUUGUAAUUUGAAUUCAAACUCACUCAAGUACACAAUGAAAAUCAUCGUUUUUGUCGACAA